Rhinichthys klamathensis goyatoka is the source of this 1742-nucleotide messenger RNA. It is a transcript of the gene ncf2, whose product is annotated as neutrophil cytosolic factor 2. Gene Ontology annotation, cellular component: NADPH oxidase complex. The coding region runs from base 168 to 1664 and encodes 498 amino acids. Gene Ontology annotation, molecular function: protein binding; superoxide-generating NADPH oxidase activator activity. Lineage: Eukaryota; Metazoa; Chordata; Actinopteri; Cypriniformes; Leuciscidae. The record is from RefSeq and is a predicted model, not a curated record. The transcript is spliced from 14 exons. Gene Ontology annotation, biological process: respiratory burst; phagocytosis; superoxide anion generation.
UGAGGAAACAACAAAUAAAAAAGCAAGUGACGUGAAGCUGAUCACUUCCUCUCUCUCAGAGGAGGGGAUGGGCUUGUUCUCUAAGAAAACUUUCAGAUUCCCUCUACUGGGCUCACAAUAGAGAAGUACAGCAUUAAUUUGUGCAUUGCUAAGUCUUCUGAGGGAGCAUGUCAUUUGUAAGCACUCUCCGUCAGUGGGACGAGGCCGUGGCUUGCGUGGAGCAAAGAGACCCAGACUCUGCUCUCAGGAUAUUCCUCAACAUCGAGGAGAAAAACUCCAAGAUUGCCUUCAACAUUGGCUGUCUUUAUUUGAACAACGAUGAGUUAGAUGAAGCUGAAAAGGCAUUUGAUGGAAGUAUUGGCAAAGAUCAACACCUAGCGGUGGCCUUUUUUCAGAGAGGAGUUGCAUUCUACAAAAAGGAAAGGUUUGAAGAGUCUCUUCUAGAUUUCCAACAGGCGUUUAAGCAGUUAAGAGGAAAUCAACUAAUAGACUACAAACCUCUGGGGUUGAGAUAUAAACUGUAUGCUUGUGAGGUGCUGCACAACAUAGGGCUGGUACAGGCUCAGUUGGAAAAAUGGGAGAAAGCUCAAGAAAAUCUUCUUACUGCUCUGAGCCUGAGGGCAGACGCCAAAUUCAGCCACAUUGACCAUGCUCUGGAUGCCAUACUGAAGCAGAAGCUCUUUCCUCUGGUAGAGAUUCGAGUAGGGCUGAUAUUCAAACCCAAUAAGCACUAUGUGGCAGAGCUGGAGAAAAAGGACUAUCUUGGAAAAGCCAAGGUUGUAUCUUCUAUUGUACCCGCAGAUCAGUUUUCUGGUUUUGCUCCACUUCAGCCUCAAGUUGACAAUGUUCCUUCCACACCAAAAGUCCCAGAAGUACUAAGGGUAUUUGAAGGUGUGCCACACACUGUUCUCUAUGAGUUUGUUCCUGAGACCAAAGAAGAGCUGGCUGUGUUGCCUGGAAACAUUGUCUUUGUUCUUCAGAAAGGAGCAGACAACUGGGCAUUCGUUGUUUUCAAUGAGAAGCGAGGUCUUGUACCUUAUAAUUUCCUUGAACCCUUGGAUAUUGUUACAAUGACAUCAAAACCAGUACAGAUUGAACCAGUAAAUGAAAAUGAUGAUAUACCAGCUCCACCAAGAAGAGCAGCACCUAGUAGACCAGUGGGUACAGACGGCCUGAAAACUGUGAUUGGAGAGACUAGUAACGCUAGUGAAUUCUCAGGCUGCGUUGUGAAAGUACACUUUCAGUUCACCAUUGCUAUCAGCAUUGCACCUGGACAACCAUAUGGAGUCAUUCUUCAGAUGAUAAGCUCUAAACUGAAGCUGCCUGCGUCAACGUUAAUUUUACGUUAUGCCAAGGAAGGCUCGGAUAAGAGGGUGAUUAUUGAGGACUCUGAAAUGGAGGCUGUGUGGAAUAGUGUGAAGGAUGGCCGUCUUACGCUGUGGUGUUCAGUGACAGAGGGUAAAAGUGUGCCUCAUGAGAAAGUGGUUGCUCUUUACUCUUAUGACUCUACUACCCCAGAGGAUCUGGGUUUCAAACAGGGAAACAUCAUCACAAUUCUUUCAAAAGUCAAUGAUGAGUGGCUUGAAGGUCAAUGCAACGGGAAGAUUGGCAUAUUCCCAUCAACCUUUGUCAAAGCACUUAAUGGGGAUCAGAAAUGUAAAUGAAUGUUCAACCAAUAGUUACAACUAAUGUGUUGUUUUACACAUAUUUGGCAUGCUUAAAUUUAAACAGUAUUUUCAGGU